Mauremys mutica (yellowpond turtle) is the source of this 873-nucleotide messenger RNA. Its product is annotated as trypsin-like. Bases 85 to 855 code for a protein of 256 amino acids. The record is from RefSeq and is a predicted model, not a curated record. The transcript is spliced from 5 exons. Lineage: Eukaryota; Metazoa; Chordata; Testudines; Geoemydidae. Gene Ontology annotation, biological process: proteolysis. Gene Ontology annotation, molecular function: serine-type endopeptidase activity.
CUAAUAAACCAUCGGCUCCUCGCCGCCCAGCCCCGUGCAGCCAGGAGGCCAGGCCGCCGAGCCGCCCGCGCGCCCGCCUGAAACAUGGUCCUGCUGGCUGCGGCGAUGCUGCUGCUGGCUUCAGUGGCUGCUGAGGACGAGCGGAUCAUCGGGGGACAGUCCUGUGGCCGGCACCAGCAGGCCUACCAGGUGGCCCUGAUGGGCUCCCCCAACACCGUGCGCUGUGGGGGGGUGUUGAUCGACCCCAGCUGGGUGCUGACGGCUGCCCACUGCGACACCGCGCGCCCCAUCUCCAUUCGCCUGGGGGAGUACAGCCUGAAGACUAGCGAGGGGACAGAGCAGUGCAUCAAAUCAACCCAAUCCUUCCCUCACCCCAACUACAACCUCACCUCGCACGACUACGAUAUCAUGCUGCUGAAGCUGCAGAACGCCGCCAACCUCAACAACUACGUCAAAACCAUCGGCCUGCCUGACAGAUGCCCUGAACCCAACACGGAAUGCCUGGUGUCCGGAUGGGGCACGACCCAGACCCCUAAAGUGCAGUACCCCAACAUUCUGCAAUGUGGGAAAGUCUACAUCGAGCACAACGCGGACUGCGAUAAAUCUUACCCCGGCGCCCUCACCGAAAACAUGCUGUGUGCUGGUGUGAGGGAAGGAGGUGUGGAUUCCUGCCAGGGUGACUCCGGCGGCCCACUGGUCUGCAACGGGAAACUCCAGGGCAUCGUCUCAUGGGGAUCACAGGUUUGCGCGCCAAAAGGCAAGCCGGGCGUCUACACCAAAGUCUGCAGAUUCACCGACUGGAUCCGGGGCACGAUAAGCGAGAAUUCCAGCAACCGAGCCUCCAUCGCCUGCUAGAAGCAAGCCACAGCUGCC